Molecule: messenger RNA, 3039 nt
Organism: Guillardia theta CCMP2712
Lineage: Eukaryota; Cryptophyceae; Pyrenomonadales; Geminigeraceae
Exons: 6
Coding region: 1-3039 (1012 amino acids)
Source: RefSeq, a predicted model, not a curated record
AUGGAGGUCCUUGGGCGGUUUCCCUUACUCAGUGCCAACCAGGCGGAUGGGAGGAGCAAGGAGGAGAUUCAAGCGCUGCUGGCCGGAGGGAGGGAGGAGACUGCCAGGCUCUUCGUGCGGAGGAGAGAGGACGGGAGGGUUCGGGAGGUGACGAUCAGGAGAGGGCUCACGAGUCUGAAAAAGGAGAGGAGCCCCUCCAGGGACGCCACGCUCGAGCUCAACGACCUCGUUGACUCCGAUCGAUCCGUCACAGGAAGAGGAGCGAAGAAUAAGGAGGAGGCGAGCGAGAGCUGGAGGGGAGCAGGAGCGGCUGACGGAGGAGGAGGAGGAGGAGGACUCUCCUCCGUGGUGAUGGAGGACUCGGAGAUGGAGUCGCGAUGGCGGAGGCUGCAGGAGAGCAGGUCGAAGCUCGAGGAGGAGAUGCGCUCGAACCAACGGGAUCGCCCUGCACACCUAGAGGCCAGCAGCAGCCUCUUCCAUCUCCCGGAUCGGCGAUCUCCCGAGGAGAGGACAAGCAGGUCGUUAGCUGGAGAAGAACUGGCCUCGCCGAGGAGGAUCGCAGCCCCUUGGGAGCAAGGCCAACAGCUGGCCAACAGGGCUGAGCCUCCGAGCAGGCGCUUCCUCGACUUCUUCGAUGCCAAGAAGUCGCAAGGAGAAGCAGAGGACUCUAGAGACCUCUCCUCGCCCAGCAGGAGACUAGCAGAAGAGGACAGGCAGACUGAGGACCUGUCCACGGCGAACUUGUCUCCGAUCGCCGCCAAGGGAGAGGACGAGAGGCAUUUUUCCCUCUUUCCCUCCUCUCGUGCUCAUUUCUCCGCUCAGAUGACGAGCAAGGCAGUACCUGAUCACGGCAUGUACUCUCCUCGGAGGAGGGAGGAGGAGACAGGGAGGAGGAGGAGAGAGGAGGAGAAGAUUGAGAACGAGGAGGAGGAGAAGUCCAUUGCAGACUUGAGGAUGAAGAACUUCGACCUCUUCUCUCGGUCAGCAGCUACCCCAGCAAAGCUCAGCAGCCCGAGACAGGAAGCUGCGAGGGAGCAGAGGGGAGGGAGGCGAGAGGAGAGGAGGGAGAGCGAGAGGAGGAGGAGGCAGAGUUCCUCCACCCUCCUCCUCACCCUGGAUCGAGACUUCGAUCGCACUUGCUCCACCGCAAGCAGCAUGCAGUCCUUCAAGGACGCACUCGUGCGGGACUGCGCGGAGUCUUUGCAGGUGGCACAGCGGCAGGUGGAGGUGAUCAGCGUGGAACGAGGGUCCAUCCUAGUCAAGCUCCUCCUCCUCUCCGACCUGCUGGGGGAUGAGCUGGAAGGUUCGCUCACAAACGGCAGGAAGAGGACGAGCGAGGAGCUGGCGAGGGAGCUGAGAAACUGCGUGUCAAACCCGAUGAGCAUCCUCUGCCAACGGCACGGGGCCGUCCGAGCCCAGCUGCUCCCAGAGCUGCAGGGAGCUGGUGACAGGAGGAGGACGGGGAACUGGGAGGCGACUGGACGUGGGGAGAGCCAGAGAGGAGGAGAGGGGGAGAGCAGGAGGGAGCAGUUGUUCCUCCCAUCAACCUUGAAGUCUCCCCGGCAGGGGAAGGUGGAGGAGCCGACGGAGGAGACGUUUCCUCUGUGGAUGAGAGACCUGAUGCGAUCGAACGAUGAGCAGAACAGGCCACUGCGGAACGCUUCCUCCUCCUCCUUGCUCUCCUCCUCCAGGCCUCGCGGCCCACCCAGCAUGUCGGUGAGGGAGCUGCGGAAGCACAUGAUUGUCAGACCUGUCGCCGUCGCAAGGGUCACCGUCCACCGAGCAAGGGACCUUGUGGCAUCCAACAGAUGGAGCAGCUGCUACUGCCUCCUCUCCCUCCGGCAUCAAGAGAGCUUCACUGGACUGCAGGACAAUACCUCUUCUCCCCAGUGGAACUUCUCCUCCUCCCUUCCCGUCUACGACCUCUCGGACAAGAUCCGAAUCUCCGUGAUACAGCAGCGGGUAUCCUCCUCCUCCUCCCCGUCCUCCUCCUCCCCCUUCUCCUCCUCCUGUCAAGAGAUCGGGCACAUUGCCCUUCCUAUCAGGAUGGCAGAGAGCUUGGUGGAGUUGCGCUCCUCCUGGUACGUCUUGCAAGAUGAGCAAGAGGCUCCGGUCAGCAGCAACGGAGCAGCCAGCGCGCUCUGUGUAUCGCUGCAUGUCAGCCUGAUCCAGCCGGAGCAGGAGGACGUCAGCAGGUGGUGGAAGGAGGGAUGGGCGGAGGUGAGGAGGGAGGAGGGCGCAUGGCAGAGAGUCCGCUGCUUCCUCGACCCGUGGGGCCCUCGACUGGUCUGCUUCUCCUCCCCCUCGGACCUUGACCCUCCCGCCCUCGUCGUCGACCUUCGCAAGUUCCACGUUGACUCUUCCUCCGUCUCCUCGAAGUUUGAGAAGCUGGACCUGUCGGGGGCAAGAGGCACGAGCUCCUUCCCUUUCGUCCUUGCGAUCUGCGGGGAGGAGAGGGGAGGAGGCCGGGGGCUUCCGGCCGCUGAAGCGAGCAGAGGAUACGUCCUGCUCGACGGGUUGGUCUUCCUUGGGGUAAUGUGUCGGAGAGGAGGAGGAGGAUGCAACGUGACGUCGGCGCAGGUGGAGAGGAGAGAAGAUUUUGAGCAGUGGACUCGAUGCCUGUCGGCCACAGCCAGUUUCCACGUCCUCAACAGCUGGAGGGAGGAGGACGCUGCACCCUCCUCCUCCUCCUCCGCCAUGGAGUUCGGCGGUACCCGAGUCUUCGACGAGCGCUUCCACGUCCUCGAUGUUGCUGCUCCUGGUCCUGCAACAGCUGAGCAGCUCCAGGCUGAGACCGACAAGUCUGGACGAGAAGCAGGAAGAGGAGAAGAGGAAGGAGCAGGAGCACAAGUCCUCGAGUCGGCUCCGCAGUCGCCGACAGACUCGACUAAGGACUUUCCCUCUCCUCCCCCUCCUCCUCCUCCUCUUCAUCAUCUCUCUCGGCGACCAUGGCAGCCCUCAAAGACAGUCUGCGCUAUGGGUUUCACUAUCUUCGUUCUCCUCCUCAUCCUCAUCAUUAUACUCAGUCUCUAUGUCUGA